Plasmodium malariae is the source of this 225-nucleotide messenger RNA. Its product is annotated as conserved Plasmodium protein, unknown function. The coding region runs from base 1 to 225 and encodes 74 amino acids. The record is from RefSeq and is a predicted model, not a curated record. Lineage: Eukaryota; Apicomplexa; Aconoidasida; Haemosporida; Plasmodiidae. The transcript is spliced from 2 exons.
AUGAUUGUAAAAAAGAAUAAAAAAAACUUAACACAUUUUGCGUGGUUAGCCUUAUUAAUAAUACCAAGUUUUUAUUUCAAGAAUUUGCUUUUUGAUAAUUUUUCAAGCCUCAAAUUUGAUAAAUUCAAAAAAAAGAUUUACAAUAAAACCCUUAAGCGCAUUUCUUUGCCAAAUAAGAAUUUUGAAGAGAUGAAUAAUUAUAUACUCCAUGAUAACUUUCACUAG